GCUAUAUUAUAAAAUGAGCUAAAUGUGUUACAGUUUGCUGAUAAGUAAGCUGAUUCUUUUGUUUUUCCCUCACAUGUAUAUACUUGUAUAAAAACGGAAUGUGUCUAUUAUUGUCAGAUGGCUCCCAAAGGCAAAAAACACAGAGCUAUGGGUGAUGAGGAGUGGAUGCCCCAUCUGCGUAGGUUUGCUGCUGUAGGGGUCUGGCCCGCUGAUGCAGGAAACCGGCCGGCAACACGCCACACCUCCACUUCAUGGGUCACAUCGGCUGCUACUGGAGCGAGAGUGUCAACUGCCUUGGAUACCUCCUCUGUUCCUCCUGCCCCUGUGGACUUUGCCUCUGAUGAAUGUGUCUCCUCUGCUGCAACAUCUGUGGCUGGUCCCUCAGCACAUCCUACCCCUGACCCUGAGCCAUUGGCUGAACAUCCGGUGUCUGCUUCUACUGCUGCUGCUCGUUCAGAGCCUGGCUGGCUGCCUGCAAAGCUGAGGAAAACUAUACCAGCUCAGGACCAGAAAUGGAUUUCAGCAGCUCUGUGGAAGCACCAUCGCUUGCGCUCUGACCUUAAGCUGUGGUAUGAUCCUCCAUUACCAGCGCUCAUUUACCAUCAGGUCCCCACUCCAGAGCCCUUUUUCACCCACCGACUUCUCCUAUGGAUGCCCUACCACCUGUGGAAGGUGAGGCUGUCCUGUCCAGUUUGUAGCAAACAGCUCACAGGCUAUAGAGCCCACAAGAGAGCCCGCCAGGUUCUGGAUGUGGACUCUUUUUACCUGUUAAUAACUGAGACCCUGUGGUGCAGUGCAUGCAAAACCAGUUACAUUUCCACCAGCAAGCCAAUAUUGGACCAGCUAGAUGUGCGACACAGGCUGGAGUUCAGACUGAUCCUGACUCAAAGAUAUGCCUGUGACAUACGGGUGAUUCGCUCUCUGAGGAAGAGGGCCCUGGGUAACAGCCCCUCCCGAUUGGUCAGGCAGCUGAGGGAAAACCACAGUGCGGAGUGGAUUAGGUUCCUCUGCCGGUACUUUGCCUCAUGCACAGACUUUGCUGAUCGGCAAUGCCUGCUCCCUGUCACGUUCCAGGAGCCGCCUGAGCCAGUGGCUAUCCCCUCUCACAGGUGGAUGCUACCUGUGUAUGGCAGAGACAUUUUGAGCAGACUGGACCGCAUCAAAGCAAACAUUACAUGCACUUUUGGAAGUGUCCUAAAAAUGGACUCCACCAAAAAGAUCACCAAGAAGCUGUCAGGCUUGGCAAAGGGGACUGCCUUGUGGCUUACAUCUGUGAGCAAUGAGGUGGGCCAAAUCCUCAUCAGUGUCCUAACUGCUCAGGAGGGUCCAGCUCUGGACAUCAUGGCAGCUGAUCUCAUCCGGAGACACAGCAAUGCUGGUGUGGCCCCUCCUCAGCUGCUGUAUGUCAAAACUGAAUGUUGUCGGGAGGGCACGGUACAGACCAAAUUAAAACAACGAUUUGGAGGGUGGCCAGACAUCAUCGUGAGGUUAGACAUUUACAACUUCAUGAGGCGACUGGCAUCUGGCUGUAUAAAGGAUGCUCAUCCUCUCUACCCCACCUUCAUGGCCAAAUUGUCCAGCUGCAUCUUUGAGUGGGACAGCAGAGAUGUUGCCUUGCUGCGGCGAGCCAAGCGGGCACAGCUGGUACGUGAAGGUGUACCGGGCAUUACUGACAAAAUGGUAGACCUCCAUAUCACCAAGGGCGAACUGGCCUUGUACUGCAGAAGGCAGACAAGGGGAGAGCAGAAGACAAUCAUCUCUAUUGAAUGCCUGCUCAAUGAGCUGAUGGGGGUAAAGGGCAGAGACUCUCUUGGUGUCCCUCUGUUGGACAAGGAGAGGAUGCAGCACAUCUGGCAUCUCCAGAGGAGGCAUGUCAAGUGCAUUCAGGAUGUACCGGGUGUGCUCCUCUAUACCCAGAUGGGCACCACCACCAAAGAGGGCAUUGUUCUGCCAAAAUACAGGUGUGCUCGAGGGUCCACAUCACUUGAGUCCUUCCACUCACACCUGAACAGGUUCAUUCCAGGGACGAGUGCCAACAGCCUUAAUUUCCAGCUGUACCUCCUAGAAGGGCUUAAUCGGUGGAACCAGGACCAUCAAGCUGCAGCCCUGGCAGGCAAGCCUCCCAGUAACUCAGGGGAACUUGUUCAAGGAGUCAACACCAACAGUGUGAAGGUGCAUGGAUGGAAAGUUGUGCCCUCUUUUCAGCCCCCUGCUGUUUACACUGGGGAGCUCAUAGGUAUUGAUUACCUGUACCGUCAGACCGGAAGGCCCCUGCAGGACGUACAGCCUGACUCAGAGGAGACCGACCAGAUGCUGGAGGAUGUCUGCCCUGAGGAACAGCUGGAAGAGGAGGGCUUUGAGGAUGUUGUCUUGGACCCAACCAUUGAGCGGCUGGACCUGUCCUCAGAUCCAUCACCUACCAGCUUUUCAACUCCCUCUUCUCUCCACCCUACUGCUGCUCCUCCUAGGCCUGGACGUAGCUCCAGUGCAGCAGCAUCUGAGCAUCAUCUGAUUGAGUAUGAGGACACAGAAAUGCCCCCUGGCCCAUCAGCCCCUCCUGCUGGUUCUCUACUGCCAGGUUCCACCAGGCUUUCAGCAGCUGUUUCUCCUGCUGUAAGGGCUGCUCCAUCAGCAUCCCGUCCAGCUCCUCCUGCUGGUUCUCUACUGCCAAGUUCCACCAGGCUUUCAGCAACUGUGUCUCCUGCUGUAAAAGCUGGUCCAUCAGCAUCCCCACCAGUCACUACUGCUGUAGCGCGGCGGGCUUUUCCGACCAAGGUGUUGCCUGGAAAGGUAGUGAACAAGAGAAAGUCUGUUCCUCCACCCGAAAACCCUCGUCCUCCAAAGGCUGUCUGCCCAGGAUUGCCUUCUCUGAGGCAGUUGGUCACACAGCAGACACGUCCACAUACCUCUGCCCCUAUGCCCGUUGUCCCCCCACCCAUCCCUUUCAGUGGCCCAUUUGUUUUUUUGUCCCCACAAGUCCUUACAGUCAGGUUGCUUGCUCCCGCUGGCCCCCUCCCCCCCCCACCUCCUGCCCGAAGACGGUAUGUUCGGACAACAGACAUAAACAAAUGCGGUCAGUGUCACCAGCCCCGGCUUCAGGAAAAUGGCCAUCGUCAAUAUUAUGGCUGUAUAUACUGUCCUUUUAAGGCCGACAUGCCACAUGACCAGUGGCUGGAGAACAUGCGGAGGAAGAGGGCAGCAAAGAAAUGAUUUAAUUCUUCUGGAGUAUAAAUAAUGUAUGUAUACAGUUUCAAAGAAAGCAUCGUUGCAAUAGUUCAGUAUUUUUUUCUUCGAAUGCUUGGUGGUUUUAGUUUUUUUUUAUGUUGAUUGGCCAAUACAUGAGGAUUUCUUUCAUUCUUUGUAUUUUUUUAAUUUAUUCUUUUCACUCCAGUCUGUUUUUUGGUCCAUUUAUUUCAUUCAUUCGCUGUUUCUGUUGUUUGUUGUUCUCUAUGUCAAGAUAUCCAGUGUUUUUUUUUAUAAUAAAUGUAUACACUUUUUCUACAGCACUAUCUUGUUUAUUUCUC
Platichthys flesus (European flounder) is the source of this 3524-nucleotide messenger RNA. RefSeq lists its product as uncharacterized. The transcript has 8 exons. NCBI's taxonomy places the organism in Eukaryota, Metazoa, Chordata, Actinopteri, Pleuronectiformes, Pleuronectidae. The coding region runs from base 118 to 3210 and encodes 1030 amino acids. The record is from RefSeq and is a predicted model, not a curated record.